GGGGCUGGGACCGGGCAGCGGCGCGGGGCCGGGGCUGCCAGCGGGGACCUGGGACGCGCUGACUGGAGACCGCGCCUGCGCGGUGCCGGCCUCGCCCGCCGUCACCCUCCCCGCGGGCCGCGCCUGCGCAGUGCGCCGGAGCUGUCAAGCGCGCCCCCCUCCACCCGCCCCGCUCCGCCACCGCCUCCCCGCGCGGCGCCGCUCGGGCCAUUUUGCGGCGCGAUGAGGCGGGAGCGGCGGUGAGCAGCGCUUGGCCCCGUCCCGCUCCUCUUCUCUCCACACCCCCCGCCUCGCCCCGCCGGGGCCCGGCCCUCCGUGCGCGGGGAGUGAAAGGGAAGGAAGCCCAGCCAGGGGGGCAGAGAGACCCCGAGCGCCCCCCGCCCGCCCCCUCAGCGCCGGCCCUCGGCGGCGCGGCGGAGCCAUGAGCUGGGGCACGGAGCUGUGGGACCAGUUUGACAACUUAGAAAAACACACGCAAUGGGGUAUUGAUGUUCUGGAAAAAUACAUCAAGUUUGUAAAAGAAAGAACAGAGAUUGAACUCAGCUAUGCAAAGCAGCUUAGGAAUCUUUCAAAGAAGUACCAACCCAAAAAGAACUCCAAAGAAGAGGAGGAAUACAGGUACACAUCAACUAGAGCCUUCCUAGCCACUUUAAAUGAAAUGAAUGACUAUGCCGGACAGCAUGAGGUCAUUUCAGAGAACAUGACCUCUCUUAUCACUGGAGAAUUAACACGCUAUGUGCAGGAGCUGAAACAAGAGAGGAAAUCGCACUUCCAUGAUGGCAGAAAGGCACAACAACAUAUUGAAACUUGCUGGAAACAACUUGAGGCAAGUAAAAGGCGGUUUGAACGUGAUUGCAAAGAAGCUGAUCGAGCACAGCAGUAUUUUGAGAAAAUGGAUGCUGACAUCAAUGUUACAAAAGCAGAUGUUGAAAAGGCAAGACAGCAAGCCCAGCUGCGACAUCAAAUGGCAGAAGACAGCAAAGCGGAAUAUUCUUCCACUCUACAGAAGUUCAACAGUGAGCAGCAUGAUCAUUACUACACACACAUACCAAACAUCUUCCAGAAAAUACAAGAGAUGGAGGAAAGAAGAAUCGUGAAGAUAGGUGAAUCCAUGAAAACUUUUGCAGAGGUCGACCGCCAAGUGAUCCCUAUCAUUGGAAAGUGUCUGGAUGAAAUAACAAAGGCUGCAGAAUCAAUUGAUCACAAGAAUGAUUCACAGCUGGUAAUAGAAGCCUUUAAAUCAGGGUUUGAGCCUCCAGGAGAUAUCGACUUUGAGGACUUCACGCAGCCAAUGAAGCGGACAGUCUCGGAAUCCAGCCUUUCCAACUCCAGAGGGGAAGGGAAGUCUGAGCCCAAGUUUGGUGGCAAAUCCAAGGGCAAGUUAUGGCCGUUCAUCAAGAAAAAUAAGUCUCCCAAGCAGCAAAAGGAACCCCUCUCCCAUCGCUUCAACGAGUUCAUGACCUCCAAACCCAAAAUCCACUGCUUCAGGAGCCUAAAGCGCGGGCUUUCUCUCAAGCUGGGAGCAGGGCCAGAAGACUUCAGCAAUCUCCCACCUGAGCAAAGAAGAAAGAAACUUCAGCAAAAAGUCGAUGAACUAAACAAAGACAUUCAGAAGGAGAUGGAUCAAAGAGAUGCCUUAACGAAAAUGAAAGAUGUGUAUAUCAAGAACCCACAGAUGGGAGAUGCAGCGAGUGUGGACCACAGAUUAGCAGAACUUGGACAGAACAUUGAAAAGUUACGAUUAGAAGUUCAGAAAUUUGAGGGCUGGUUGGCUGAAGUGGAAGGCCGGCUACCCAUGCGGACUGAACAGCCCCGGCGACAGAGCGGACUGUAUGAAGCCCAGAACACUUCAGCAGUAAACAGCUGUGCACAGGACCGGGAGAGCCCAGAUGGCAGUUACACAGAAGAGCAAAGUCAGGAGACUGAGAUGAAAGUACCUGCAACGGAUUUUGACGAUGAAUUUGAUGAUGAAGAACCACUACCCACCAUAGGAACAUGUAAAGCGCUCUAUACAUUUGAAGGUCAGAAUGAAGGAACGAUUUCUGUAGCAGAAGGAGAAAUGCUCUAUGUAAUAGAAGAAGACAAAGGUGACGGGUGGACACGAAUCCGAAGGAAUGAAGAUGAGGAGGGCUAUGUCCCUACGUCGUAUGUUGAAGUCUAUUUGGACAAAAAUGCCAAAGGUGCUAUGACUUAUAUUUAAUACUAUUAUUAUUAUUACUACUACUACUUUAUUUGCUUUUACGGAGGUAUCCAACCCUGAAACUGCUCUGUGUUGCAGAUAGAGCCUUUUAAAAGUCUGUACAAUGCCACAAGGUGCAUUAUUUCAUAUGUGGACUAAUAUGGCUUGCUGUACUGCAAAACAUGCUUUUUAUUGAUCAGAGAAGGAUAGUGUGGUAGACUGUAAAAUUGGAGGGGCAAUGCAGUCUUUCCUAGACAGUGCUUGUUCAACUGUCGCUGCACCUCCAACUUAGUGCAGGAAACACAAAGCCGUUUGGAAUAACACGGGCUUUCCUCAGAUAUCCAGGUGGCAGCUCAGACAUGUUCACAAGUCAGCUGUUUGUCCCAGACUGAUUCAGUGGAAUGUUAUAUAGGAAAUACUUAGACUGCUGUGUUGUGUCUCAGUGUGGUAGCUUUUCAGAGCCUAAUGUGUUCAGUGGAUCUUUUGGAUUGAAACCUGGUCUUCAUUUAGUUAGUGUGUUUGGAAGGGAAAGGAGGGAUCUUGCCAAAACCUGUCUAUACAGUACUCUGUGGUCCUUGAUACCUCAGUAAAACACUAAGAAAGAUCUAUUCUUUCCCACUUUGAUACAUUUCAGAAGAUGUAUUUGCUGUUUCAGAUGACCGUAACUAACGGUUUAAUCUUUUGCUCAUGCAAGAUCAAUGGAGACAUUCAGAGCUUAGACUCAGCAAUCUUCUGUUUCAUUGUUGCUUUUAACUCCUCACAAAUAGGUGUGUUGUAUAAGCAAACAGUGUUACAGGGGAAUCCUGGAUAGAGUAUAUGUUGGCACCAUGAGCACCUGGUAAUGUAAUACACAGAGAAAUCAAAAGACCUUCAUCCUAUUUCAGGAUGUGUUUGAAGUCCACUGUUAAAUAAUUUAUGUGUUUUUUCAGUCACUUAAUCCUUAGGAUUAUUGUUGUGUUUCCUAGCUUUAGAGUUCUUGGUGUGAAACAAGCUGCCUCAUCCAAUUUAAAGGAAAACUGAACCAUUCUCACUGGGAUUUAUGGACAGUAGAAAGAGAGGAGUAGGACUGUCUCUGUAAACAAACACUAUAACUUGAUCAGUUCACUGUCUUGGAUUCAGUAUUAAACUGCAGUGCCUUGCCUGCUGCAGAUGAAAGUCUGGGGUCUUGUUUUAUUUUGCCAUAAUACAGUAGUUUAAUGUUUGUGUUGGCAAAUACAGGGUCAGUUGAGAUGCAAAAGAGUGCAAAAAGCUCAGCCCCUCUGUCAGCUUUUAUUAACUUUUGAAAGAGGAGCGUGGAUUAUACAUUCUCCUUACUUCAUGUUCAGAACAAGUCAGAAAGCACAGAAUGGGAGAUCCCAUCUCUUACCCCCGUGUCCUCUCCUGUGGAGACCGACUGCUUUGUGUGUGGCAAUAGUUGAAAGCAAAGUUAUUGUUCUGCUGGAAAAUUUGUUUUUCAGCAGUGUAGGCUGCUUGAAACAGCUAAGCUAGUGUGGCAUCUAAAUCUGUCUUAAGUAACAAGCGUGGCUCUCCUGCCCUCAGAUACGCAGCGUGGUUCACAUCAGUGGAAGGUUACAGCAAAUCGCCUAUUUAUGAGCAGAGCAGCAGGUUGGAUGGGAAGUGAGAAAUCCUGACACAGUCCUGCUAACUGAACUAGCAAAAGUUUGUCUUUAAUUUACCCUUAUGGAGAGAAUAUUGCAGGAGUAUUGCAAUACCAGGCAGAAAAUUGUAUUAGUAUGUUAAUGGUAUUAUGUAAGUUACAGGAUGAUGCUGAAUGAUGGUUAAGAAUGCAGUCUGUGCUGGGAGUGGAGGCUGAUACAGCUGCAGCCAGUAUUUACCUCUUUUAUUUCUCAAUUCUCUGGUUAAAAAGAAAAGCGAAAAGAGAACUUUCCAUAAAAUGUCGCAGUAGCAGUAUGAAGAUUUGGGGGAAGGGCUACUGUGUUUAAAAGACAGACUUUGUUGUAAGCUGCAAAUUUCUCAUUUGAUUUUUAAUAUAUUAGUGGCAGUGACUUUAUUCAAUCCUUGAACCAGAAGCUGCGAUGUUCCUGAAAAUGAUACUGUAAAUACUAAAGCAUUUACAAACUUUAAUAUUUCUUUCCUCUUUUUUUGGAAAGAAACUCGAGCAGCUGGUACCUCUAAAUGUUUGUUGCACGAAGGGGGGGAGCAUUCACAGCAGCUCCGAGCAUAUUUGUGACUCUUCUAGCCUGCAGAAUCAAUUCUGGCUUGGGUGUACCUGCCUGGGCUAUGCCAGUGCCAUGGCCAGAGGCAGCUCUGCCCGAGACGUGCAACUGUUAAAUGCUUCGUGAAAAGCCGCUUGGCAGCUGGCGAGCUUUUCCAGUCAGCCAAAGCCUGUGUUGUCAGGGCUGUGCUGCCAAACCUGAGAUGAAUAGGACAGGUAAGUCGUGUGCUGCAAUCGCCCUCCUGAUCGAGUCGUCAUGGGAGCCCAGCCAGAUCCUGCAAAUACCUGUGUGAGGGCUGUUUGUAAAGUUUACAGUGAUACCUCUGGUCAGAGGGUGUUAGCAAACCUUAUCACAAAAAAGAACAGUAAUGUCUAUAUUGUUUUGCCUUU
Messenger RNA from Grus americana (Whooping crane), 4745 nucleotides. It is a transcript of the gene FNBP1, whose product is annotated as formin binding protein 1. Lineage: Eukaryota; Metazoa; Chordata; Aves; Gruiformes; Gruidae. Gene Ontology annotation, biological process: signal transduction; endocytosis. Gene Ontology annotation, molecular function: protein binding. The transcript has 16 exons. The coding region runs from base 422 to 2200 and encodes 592 amino acids. The record is from RefSeq and is a predicted model, not a curated record.